Rhododendron vialii is the source of this 2998-nucleotide messenger RNA. RefSeq names its product casein kinase 1-like protein HD16. Bases 473 to 2599 code for a protein of 708 amino acids. The record is from RefSeq and is a predicted model, not a curated record. Gene Ontology annotation, cellular component: nucleus; cytoplasm. Gene Ontology annotation, molecular function: ATP binding; protein serine/threonine kinase activity. The transcript has 17 exons. Gene Ontology annotation, biological process: signal transduction; endocytosis; peptidyl-serine phosphorylation. Lineage: Eukaryota; Viridiplantae; Streptophyta; Magnoliopsida; Ericales; Ericaceae.
AACAAACAAACGCUCCACUUGGUAUACCAUCGACAUUUUCAUUUUACCUCACACACGUACUCAGUACUGCACCCGCACUUCCCCCCCUCCUAAUUUUUCCACCUAAAAAUUUCGGUUUCUGAAUCCUACCACCCGCGUCUCAUCUUCCCCUCCUGCUGAACUGAUGAAUGAAUUUAUAACUGACAGGAUCAUAUCGUAUCAUCUCAUAUCAUAGGGAAAAAAAAAAGCAGCUUCCUUAGCUUCAGCUUUCAUCUUAACCAAAUUAUUAAUUACACAGACAAAACUGAAAAUGUCACGAGUAUUCACUGAAGAUCUGUGCCCGAUCGUCUCAUCUAUUCUAUACGCAUAUUUCCAGAUUAAAUGUUAAAUCGAUUCUUCCGUUAUCCGUCCCCGAUCGUCUUCGUUUUACUGUUUUCGAGAAGAUCAAAAGAGAUACUAGGGAGAUUACGUGGCAUGUGAUUUGCAUGGGGUGAUGAUGCCAGAGCUGCGAAGCGGAGCACGCAGAUCGAAAAGGCUUGGUGAUCUUCAGCCCACUCCUCAACCAGUUGAUCAGGUAGAAAAUUGGCUCUUGCCUUCUCAAAACAAAACCAGGAGGAGAAUAGGCGGAGGAAGAGGAAGGGGUGGUAAUGCCCCAUUAGCAAAAGGGCCUUCAGUAGCAAAACCUGUGAGACCAACUGAGGGUGGUAGAGGAAGAGGGAUUAGGUUGAUAGAUCUUGAACCGGAGCCUCCUUGUGAGGUUCGUCCUGAAGCUGUUGCUAUAGGGGUCAGAGAAACAGUUCUAAAUAGAGCAGGGGUUGCAGAUAUUGCGAUGGAGGGUGGAAGCGCGGACAAAAUGAUGGGGGUCGAAGAAGAAGCAAGCACAACUCCUGUACCUGAGAGGGUGCAAGUGGGCAACUCUCCUUCAUACAAAAUAGAAAGGAAGUUGGGUAAGGGUGGUUUUGGCCAAGUUUAUGUUGGCAGGAGGGUAAGUGGUGGCAAUCCCGCCGAGAGAACAGGACCAGAUGCACUUGAGGUUGCUGUGAAGUUCGAGCACCGGAAUAGCAAGGGCUGCAAUUAUGGGCCUCCUUAUGAGUGGCAAGUGUACAACACACUGAAUGGAUGUUAUGGGAUUCCAUCAGUUCACUACAAGGGCCGUCAAGGAGAUUUUUACAUUCUGGUCAUGGACAUGCUUGGGCCUAGCCUUUGGGAUGUAUGGAAUUCUUUAGGCCAAUCGAUGUCACCAAACAUGGUUGCUUGCAUUGCGGUGGAGGCAAUAUCAAUUCUUGAAAAGCUUCACUUGAAGGGGUUUGUGCAUGGAGAUGUGAAGCCAGAGAAUUUUUUGCUCGGUCAACCUUCAACGCCCGAUGAGAAGAAGCUAUAUCUUAUCGAUCUUGGUUUGGCAUCUAGAUGGAAGGAUGCGUCAUCCAGUCAGCAUGUUGAAUAUGAUCAGCGGCCUGAUAUAUUCAGGGGCACAAUAAGAUAUGCAAGUGUCCAUGCACAUUUAGGUCGUACAGGAAGCAGAAGGGACGAUCUGGAGUCAUUAGCAUACACAUUGAUAUUUCUCAUCAAAGGAAGACUACCAUGGCAAGGCUAUCAGGGAGACAACAAAAGUUUUCUUGUUUGUAAGAAGAAAAUGGGAACUUCUCCAGAAUUGAUGUGUUGCUUUUGUCCUCCACCAUUCAAACAGUUCCUUGAGGCCGUCACAAAUAUGAAAUUUGAUGAGGAACCAAAUUACUCCAAGCUGAUAUCCUUUUUUGAAAGCCUGAUUGAACCAUGCACAUCGCUAAGACCAAUUAGAAUCGAUGGCGCCCUCAAGGUCGGGCAAAAGCGUGGAAGAUUGCUUAUAAAUUUGGAAGAUGAUGAGCAACCCAAGAAGAAAGUGCGUCUGGGUAGUCCUGCUACUCAAUGGGUAUCAGUCUACAAUGCCCGCCGUCCCAUGAAGCAGAGAUAUCACUACAAUGUCUCUGACUCAAGGCUGAGCCAACAUGUUGAGAAGGGCAAUGAAGAUGGAUUAUAUAUUAGCUGUGUGGCUUCUGCAGUAAAUCUUUGGGCCUUAAUCAUGGAUGCGGGAACUGGUUUCUGUUCCCAGGUUUAUGAACUUUCAGCUGUGUUCCUGCACAAGGAUUGGAUUAUGGAACAGUGGGAAAAGAAUUACUACAUCAGCUCUAUAGCUGGUGCUGCUAAUGGGAGUUCAUUGGUUGUUAUGUCGAAAGGAACUCCUUACACACAACAGUCCUACAAAGUGAGUGAAUCUUUUCCUUUCAAGUGGAUUAAUAAAAAGUGGAAAGAAGGUUUUCAUGUGACCUCCAUGACUACUGCUGGGAAUCGUUGGGGUGUGGUAAUGUCAAGGAACUCAGGAUAUUCAGAACAGGUAGUGGAGCUUGACUUUUUGUACCCCAGUGAAGGAAUACACAGGCGGUGGGAGAGUGGUUACAGGAUAACUUCCAUGGCUGCUACUGCUGAUCAAGCAGCUUUCAUUUUGAGUAUACCAAAGCGUAAAAUGAUGGACGAGACUCAAGAAACUCUACGCACCUCUGCCUUCCCAAGCACCCAUGUAAAGGAAAAAUGGUCCAAAAAUCUCUACAUUGCAUCAAUAUGUUGUGGUCGUACUGUUUGUUGACGGGCAAGGGAGUCUGUUUUUUCUACCCUUACUCAAAGAUGGGAUGUCGAAUUUGGUAGCCGGGGAGUGUUUGACUUGAUCCAGGUUAGCCUUGUCUUGUGAUCAAAAGAAACUCCAGGUUUCUGAUGUUAACUAUUGUACUCUGUUGCUUGUGUAACGGGAAAACAAGGAGAGAGAGAGAGAGAGAGAGAGAGAGAGAGAGAGAGAGAGAGAGAGAGAGAGAGAGAGAGAGAGAGAGAGAGAGAGAGAGAGAGAGAGAGAGAGAGUAGUAUAUACCAAAAGGACUUGAUUAUAUUUUGUUGGCAACCUAGCAAUUGCAGCCAAAGUUGUGGUUCAUAGUUGCUGUUGUACUUGUGAAUUUUAUUUAAUGUGAAGCAAGUGCUGUGUAAUUUAAAUUUA